AGUGUCUGUCUCUUUGAUUGGAUUAAAUUGUUAACUGUUUGCCGUUAAUUGUUACUUAAUUUAUAUCAUAUUCUUGUUUCCCCUUAAUUGUUCAACUAUUCACAGUGAUUAAGGUUGAUUGAUUAUUAGUUUUUCCAUUUCUAUGUGAACAUCUUUGUAGUUUAUUGUGACAAACUCAUAAUCAAGAUCAUCUUCUUAACCUAAUCUGAUAUUCACAAUUAUUAUCAUGGAUUCUGUUUUUGGUUUUGUCCGUUAUGUUUUGGACUCAAUUUCCACUGGUGUUACUAAAUUGGUUCCGUCGAAAUGUGGCCUGAUCCAUCUUCCACCCAUCACCAGUCCGAUUGUCAUAUUUUCGGCAACCCAAUUGGCGGAGAAAAUUAAAUCUGGAGAGCUCAAAUGUGUCGAUGCUGUGAAAGCUUUUAAACAACGAAUUGAAGAAUGUGAACCAUUCAUUAAUUCUGUAGUGGAAGAUAGAUUCAAAGAAGCGAUAGAAGAGGCUGAAAUUCUCGAUGAGAAGAUCAUGCAAGAAUUAGCCUCCGGCGAGAAGAAUUUGACCAAUUUACCAUUACUUGGUGUUCCUUUUGCUGCCAAAGAUUGUCUCCAAGUUAAAGGUAUGCAGUUGACCGCUGGUUUUGUCCCUCGAAAGGGUUGUGUCCAAGAAGAAGAUGCAGCUCUCAUAGCUAAUUUAAGAAAAUUGGGCUCGAUUCCAAUUGUGAUGACCAAUGUUCCCGAAUUGGCUGUUUGGUUUGAUUCGGCUAAUAUGCUCUAUGGACGAACCAAUAACCCUUAUGAUUUCACUCGUAUUCCUGGCGGUAGUUCGGGUGGAGUUGCUGCUUGUGUCUCUUACGGUGGUUCACCUUUCGGAACUGGUUCAGAUAUUGCUGGUUCCAUACGUUUCCCUUCACACUUUUGUGGUCUCUUUGGUCAUCUUAUCACCCAGAAAGCUGUUAACCUUGACGGACACUGGCCACCCUUUUCCUCUGAACAAUCUGAAUGCCUCUCGAUUGGACCCAUUUCCCGAUAUGCAAGUGACCUGAAUAUUCUGGUAAAAGCUUUUCUUGGUGAUCAAGUCUCGAAACUUCCUAAAUUAGAUGAACCAGUUGAUCUGCAAAAACUUAAAAUCUAUUACAUGGAGGAUAAUGGCGGUAAAAAUAGUACACCAGUUCACCCUGAGAUUAAGGAAGGAAUGAAAAAGUUGAUCAACUGUUUAUCUCAAGAUUAUCAGAUAAACGUUACGGAGAUUAAACUUCCCCACAUGGAUCAGGCCUUUGACAUUUUCUUAAACACCAUGAAAAGUAAACCUCAUAUCCUGCAUUCUCAGAAAAUCGCCAAUUUCAAUGGACAUAAAAAUCCUUGGCUCGAAUUGGCUAAGAAACUUGUUGGAGCUUCUGAUCACACUUUACCUGUAAUAAUCGUCUCCAUAUUGGAAACAUGUCUCGGUGAUCCAAGUUCAGCUGAAGGUCGUGAACUAAUUCACAAGGGUGAAAUUAUUCAGGAGAAACUGUUUUCCAUGCUUGCUGAUGAUGGAAUCUUCAUUUACCCUGCAUUCCCUGAACCAGCAAUCAACCAUUAUACAUCAGUAUUAAAGUUUAAAAAUAUCGCUUAUUCAUCUUUAUUCAGUCUUAUGGGUAAUCCAAUUACUACCUGUCCAAUUGGAUUAACUAAAGAUGAACAUUUACCUUUUGGAGUACAAGUAAUGGCCUCACCUUUUAACGAUCACUUAACAAUUGCCGUUGCUCAAGCAAUUGAACAAAAAUUGGGAGGUUGGAAGUCACCUAGUCGAGUGGAAUUGAAAUCAAACUAAUCAAACAGUUUUACGAUCAAAAAAUUUAAUCAAAUUAUAUCUUCCAAUUAUCUUUGAUUCAUUAUUAUUAUGAUUAUCUUUCAUUUAAUUUUACUCUCAUUGUUGUUGUUGUAUUUUUUUUCUCUCUCGUUGACCUGGUCAUCGUUUUCACAAAAAGUUCCUCUUCUGAAUUUAUUGAUUGUUAUUCCUUGCCAAUUAAUUGAUUCUGAAACAAUUUAAUCCAGUUUUAAAUUGAAUAUGCAAAAAAAUAUAUAUACAAACAAGUACCAAUCGUUAUAAUAUGAAAAUUGUUUUUCUUUUCUAAAAAAAAACGUUAAUAUUGAUUAUCAGAUUAUAAUAUCCAUCAAUCUAUUUUAAUUGAUUGACUUAUUUAAUAAAAAAGCAAAGUUAUUUCCCCAA
Panonychus citri (citrus red mite) is the source of this 2203-nucleotide messenger RNA. RefSeq names its product fatty-acid amide hydrolase 2-A-like. The record is from RefSeq and is a predicted model, not a curated record. The transcript has 3 exons. Lineage: Eukaryota; Metazoa; Arthropoda; Arachnida; Trombidiformes; Tetranychidae. The coding region runs from base 227 to 1804 and encodes 525 amino acids.